AGAAGCAAGAUAGAGCAUCAGUAACAUGUUUUGUUGAAUUUAGCGGUGUUUGUUAGAUAAGAGAGUUCAAUUAAGCGACGGCUUCACCCAAUUAAGAAACGCUGAAUGUGUGUAUAGCACCUUGAAGAUGAGUGUGAGUGAAAAAGAAAAGGACCCGGCGGCCCUGAAAGAGGAGGGGAACACCCUUUUUAAAGUAGGAGACAUUAAGGGUGCUGUUUGCUGUUACACCAAAGCACUAAAGCUAAGUGAGAGCCAAACAGAGAGGGCUGUGCUGCACCGCAACCGGUCUGCCUGCUACCUGAAACUGGAGGACUACAGCAAGGCAGAGACUGAUGCCUCCAAAGCUCUUGAUACUGACCCUGGAGAUGUGAAAGCCAGGUUCAGGAGGUCUCAGGCUUUUCAGAAACUUGGUCGUCUUGACCAGGCCUUUCUGGACGCUCAGAGGUGUGCCCAGAUGGACCCCAAAAACAAAGCCUUCCAGGAUUUGCUCAGACAGCUGGGAGCACAGAUCCAGCAGAAGUCGGCGCAACUAAACUCCACAGAUGCCCGUGUGCAACAAAUGUUCUCCCUCCUCUUAGAUACAUCUGCAAAAGACAUAGACCGACAGAAGGCUGCUCAGAAUCUGGUGGUGUUAUCUCGUGAAGCGGCAGGAGCUGAGCAGAUCUUUCGUAAUGAUGGAGUGAAACUGAUCCACACACUUCUACAGUCAAAGAAGGAAGACAUUGUACUUUCCGCUCUGAGAACGCUGGUUGGCUUAUGCACAGGACAUCAGUCCAGAACUAUGGCUAUAGUGAAUGAGCUGGGAAUGGAGCAGCUGUGUGCAGUAAUGGGAUCAGGGGCUUCCACUGUGUCCCUGGCUGCCUGCCACCUGCUGCAGGUGAUGUUUGAGGCUCUGACGGAGGGCAUGAAUAAAGAGAUCAGAGGGAAAGAUGAAGCCAUACUUCCUGAACCAUCCAAGGAACUACGCUCGAUGUUGCGCCACCUCUUGGAGAUGAUGCCAGCAGCUAAUGUGUCAGGGCCUGGCAGAGAUAGUGCCAUCAACCUCCUGGUCAAACAAGUGCCACGCAAGUCUUUAAAAAACCCAGACAACUCCGUCACAUUAUGGGUGAUAGACCAGGGCCUGAAGAAGAUCCUGGAGGUGGCAGGGACAGUACCUGAGCUCUCAGAAGGACCACCUCUUACAGACAACUCCCACAUGAGCUGCUCUGUCUUGCUCACCAAACUCUAUGAUGACCUUAAGAGCGACAAAGAGAGGGAGAACUUCAACAAAUUAUGUGAAGAAUAUGUUCAGCAAUACUUUAGCCGACAGGGCCUUAACGCCAAGCUGCGGGCCAUCCAGACAGUAUCAGUGCUUCUCCAAGGACCAAGCGAUGUGGGCAACAGAACUCUGGAGAUGUCAGGAAUGAUGGAUGCUGUGAUUUCUCUGUGUGCCUCUGAAGAUGUAACUCACCAGCAGAUAGCAGUAGAGGCUCUUAUCCAUGCUGCAGGCAAGGCCAAGAGAGCCUCCUUCAUCACAGCCAAUGGCGUGGCACUUCUAAAGGACCUCUACAAGAAGAGUGAGAAUGACAGGAUACGCGUGAGAGCUCUGGUGGGUUUGUGCAAGCUUGGAUCAGCAGGAGGGACAGAUUUCAGCAUGAAGCAGUUUGCAGAAGGAUCCACAUUAAAGCUUGCCAAGCAGUGCAGGAAGUGGCUGUGUAAUGAAUCUCUGCCUCCAGCAUCGCGCCGCUGGUCUGUGGAAGGCCUCGCCUAUCUCACCUUUGAUGCUGAUGUGAAGGAAGACUUUGUGGAAGACAAGAACGCUCUCCAAGCCAUGUUUGAACUAGCAAAGUCUGAGGAUAAGACAGUGCUCUUUGCUGUGGGCUCCACAUUAGUGAACUGCACCAACAGCUAUGAAGUGGAGAAACCAGACCCUCAAAUGGUAGAGCUGGCCAAGUAUGCAAAGCAACACGUGCCUGAGGAGCACCCUAAGGAUGCAUCUUCCUAUGUGGAGAAGAGGCUGGUAAAGCUGCUGGAGGCUGGUGUGGUGUCUGCAUUGGUGUGUAUGGUCAAACAGGAGAGUCCAGCCCUCACUGAGGCUUGUCGAGAGUGUAUUGCCAGGGUGUUUUUGGCUUUGGUGGAACGGCAGGAAGACAGAGGCACAGUGGUGGCACAGGGUGGAGGAAAGGCUCUGAUCCCACUGGCGUCUGACAACACAGAUCUAGGGAAAAUCAAAGCAGCACAAGCCCUGGCUAAAAUAACUAUCACAUCUAAUCCUGAGAUUGCCUUCCCAGGAGAAAGGAUAUAUGAGGUGGUGCGCCCGCUUAUCAGUCUUCUAAGUCUUGAAUGCUCCCUGCUGCAGAACUUCGAGUCACUCAUGGCCCUCACCAACCUGGCCGGCAUCAGUGAUAGACUCAGACAAAAGAUCAUAAAGGAGAAGGCUGUUCCAAAAAUUGAAGGCUACAUGUUUGAGGAGCACAACCUGGUCCGAGCAUCUGCCACAGAGUGCAUGUGUAAUUUGGUCCUGAGCACAGAGGUGCAGAAGCUGUACCUGGCCACUGGGAGUGAUCGUCUGAAGCUGCUUGUGCUCUUUAGCGGAGAGGAGGAUGAAAGGCUGAGAAAAGCUGCUGCGGGGACAUUGGCCAUGCUGACUGCUGAACAGCCUGAGCUAUGCCCUCGCAUCCCUGACACUACAACCCAGUGGCUGGAGAUCUUUCAGGCACUGCUGCUCAGUGAUAUAUCUGACCUACGUCAUCGUGGAGUGGUCAUCAUUCACAACAUGAUGCAGGCAGACAAGAGUCUCGCUGACACGCUCAUGGAGAGUGAAGCUCUGGAGAUUCUUUCUGUCCUGGCAAAAGGAGGAGAGGGCGUCCCGGGGCCAGUUUCAAGGAUAGCUCAAAACUGCCUGGACAAGGCCAUGGAGUACGGCAUCAUCAGGAACAGGGAAGGGAAAGAAAAGGCAGAAGGAACUGAACCCUGAAAACACUGCUGCAGUUUGCGGAUAAGCCUCAUGGCACUGUUUAAGUACUGUAAGCAUUAUGAGGGAUCAGUGAAAUCAUUUCACCUUCACCAGAAAUCAGUUUUGGUCUGGAUGGAUAAAAGGUGACCGGGAAAUUCUUAUGUGUCUUACACCUUAACGAAAAAACUGUGAAAAGCAAUACAGAAAUUUGAAAUAAAUACAUUAUAUGUAAACCAGAAGAUACAUUCACAAGUGUUUUGGCCCACGAUAGCUUUGGCUGCUGUCUCACAUUGAUUUUCCACUUAUUGUAUUUGUCUUCAUUAUACUGUAUGUUAAUGAACAUCCUGCAAAGUAGUCCAAUAAGGCUGCUUUAUACAUUCCUAUUCCUUGACAUUCGCAAAAAAAACCUUUGCUUUAUUUUACACACUACUGUAUUCAUUUUAUAAUGAUUUCUGUCCUAAAGACAUUUGAUUAACAUAAUUGUGUGCUUAUUGUUUUUUUU
Scomber japonicus (chub mackerel) is the source of this 3437-nucleotide messenger RNA. It is a transcript of the gene unc45a, whose product is annotated as unc-45 myosin chaperone A. Bases 128 to 2956 code for a protein of 942 amino acids. Gene Ontology annotation, molecular function: Hsp90 protein binding. NCBI's taxonomy places the organism in Eukaryota, Metazoa, Chordata, Actinopteri, Scombriformes, Scombridae. The transcript has 19 exons. The record is from RefSeq and is a predicted model, not a curated record.